Molecule: messenger RNA, 1342 nt
Organism: Panicum virgatum (switchgrass)
Lineage: Eukaryota; Viridiplantae; Streptophyta; Magnoliopsida; Poales; Poaceae
Product: protein SRC2 homolog
Exons: 2
Coding region: 363-1166 (267 amino acids)
Biological process (GO): defense response
Source: RefSeq, a predicted model, not a curated record
AAGUAACAAAGAAAUCUGGAGCACGCAUGGUAAUCUUUCUUGGGGUCCUUGGCCUUAUUAAUGACUACAAGAAAAUCUCUUUUUGAUGACGUGCUAGCGAGAAGCAGACGCACAAGCAGUCGUCCAUUCAAACGCAGCGGCGCAAGCAAUUGAAUUGCAGAAACCGAUGAGGGCCGAGGUUGAUAUGCUUUUCUUUUUUGUUGAGUUGUUGAUUAUUCUAGCCGCCAGCCAGCCAGCCACAGCGGCAACCGUCGCCCUGUUCGUCCAUCCCAAGGCGAGGGCGACACCGCCACCGACAGGAGCAUAAAGCAAGCAUCUAGUAGGAGAAGGAGAGGAGGAGCAAAGCAUCAAGCAAGCAUUCCAUGGGGUCCCGCUACGAGGUGGAGGUCACCGUGGGUUCUGCCACCAACCUCAAGAACGUCAACUGGCGCAACGGCGACCUCCAUCCCUACGCCGUGCUCUGGAUCGACGACGGCCCCAAGUGCUCCACCCGCGUCGACCUCGACAACGGUGAGGACCCCGUCUGGGACGACAAGCUCCUCGUCCCCGUCCCUCCGUCCGUGACCCGCCUCGAGGACGCCGUCCUCUGCAUCGACGUCGUCCACGCCGACGCCGCCGAGGGCGUCAAGCCUCUCGUCGGCUCCGCGCGCCUCCCGCUCCGCGACGUCCUCGACGACGCCGGCAUCGGGGGCAAGGUCUCGCGCAGCCUCAGGCUCAAGCGCCCCUCGGGCAGGCCGCAGGGCCGCCUCGAGGUCCGCGUCGCCGUCCGAGAGGCCGCGCCGCGAUACUACGAGCCGGCUCCGGCGGCCUACGGCGCGCGCGACCCAUACUACGCCGCGCCGCCGGCGGGCUACCCGGCGGCCUACGGCGGUUACGGAGCAGCCGCCGCCGCCGCUCCUCCAGUUCCAGCACCACCGGUGGCCUACGGGGCGGGUAGUGGUGAUCCUUGUGCUGCGGCGGCGUACGGUUCUGCUGCUCCUGCAACGAAGAGCAAGAUGGGGAUGGGGACGGGGCUUGCGGUGGGCGCGGCGGCGGGGCUGCUGGGCGGGCUGGCGCUGGCGGAAGGGGCAAGCUACCUGGAGGACAAGUUCGAGGACCACGUGGCGGAGAAGGUGGAGGAGGACCUGUACGCCGACGACGACGGUGGCUACGACGACGACUCCUAGCUAGGAUCACUGUCUGUCACUGGUGAAUCAUGCAUGAGAGCCGGUCAGGUUGAAAUAACAAGUGCCCGCACGCAACGCAAUUACUUUGUGUGUUUGAUCGUCGAGUCAGACUCCAUGUUUUAAUUUGGUUGUACUUGUUCGAUCAAUAUCCAAGCUGCCUGCUUUGGUUUUGCCUU